Molecule: messenger RNA, 642 nt
Organism: Heterotrigona itama
Lineage: Eukaryota; Metazoa; Arthropoda; Insecta; Hymenoptera; Apidae
Source: the annotation of a GenBank genome assembly
AUGGGUUUUCGAUUAAUCCGGUGGCUGGUGUGCUGGUUUUCAGGAGCUGAAGGAGAGCUUCAAUUACGGCUUGUUCUGCCCGCCCGUGAAUGGAAAAGCCGGGAAAUUCUUGGACGAGGAACGUCGCCUCGGCGAUUAUCCCUUCAAUGGACCCGUCGGCUACUUGGAGCGGACUUUGCCGAAAUUUGGCAAGCAGCUCUUCGGUUGAAAAUGCUAAUCGUAAUUCUUCUUUCGAUGGAACAAGGGAAAGAAUUGUGCACUGCGAAGCCACAGUAUUACCUUCGUGAUGAUAAUAGUGGUGAAGUGAAAUCCCCACGACUUUGGGAAAGAGAAGAGUUGAAUUGACACGCGUCGAUCGCCUCGUUCAAGGGUUUUUGCCAUGAUUCAGCGUCACAACUCUUAAUCAUCCGCCCUAUUCGCCGUGGAUCUCGCUGCUUUCACUCUCUAAAAUGAAAAGAAAUCAUCACGAUCUCGACUGAAGAGCUCCGGGCACUGUUUUUCGCCCAAUUUCGAUCUGAGAAGUCGAUCCCGAACGAGUGUACACUUUGAAACACGACGAAACAAUCACGCAAUAAAUUUUAUAAAUUUGUAUACUACAUUAUAAUAUUUAAUAUUCAGUUAUAAAUUAUAAAUAUAAAGUUC